GCCAAGUGCAUGUCAGCAGUCACUAAAAGCUGUCGGCUUUUGCGGCCUAUGCUUUUGCAUUUGUGGGCACCUAUGCCUUUAGUAUGGAGGCCACCGCUAUUGUUUGCACAUGUUCUGCACAUGCUGUGGUGGCUCAAGUGCUUGUCGCUGUGCUUGUCGUGGUCGCUGCGCCGCCAUGGCUACAGUGGCUCGGCCUCGGUGGGCUGACUUGGUCGACUCCUCCCAAGAGGAGGUCGAUGAGGUGGCACCGCUGCGAAGUUUCCUGCGGCAUGACUCCUUCCAAGACUCGCAGGCCUCGCAGGGCUCGCAGCUGAUGUCUCAGGCCUCGCAAGCGUCGGCGCUCGGUGAGCUUUUGCAGAAUACGGAGCUCGAAACGGGCGGCGAGUCAUGCGGCCCAACUGCAGAAUCGGAUGUCCGAGAAGCGACUCCACCGCGGGCUCGAGCUCCCUUGUCCUCGGUUUUGGCGGCUGCUGCCAAUUCAAGGACACCACAGAGCGGAAAGGAGCGGAAAGAGCGGAAGCGCGCGCAGACGGGCAGCGUCACCACUUCAUCGCCAGCCACGAAGCGCUACCGAGGAAGGAAGACCGGACGGCGUCGCUCGGCCUCCCGAGACGACGAUGAGACCUCGGUGACCUCGAACGCACCGAAGGUUAUGACAGAGGAGGAGAUUCAGAAGAGGCGGAGGAAGCGCCACAGAGUCAUCGAAAACCACAAGAAGAGAGCAGACUACAAGGCUUUCGUGGCUUCUCACCCCAGAGCAAACAGAGAGCCCAGCCAGCCCAUGACUCCUGAUCCUGAAGAAGAUCUUAGCAAAAGGCCCUGGGAAACGAAAGUGCAGAAGUGGCGCAAGUACGUUCGAACGUGGUAUGCUGAGAACGUUCCAGAUGGUGAGAUUGAUGAUGACAUCAGCGACAUCAGUGAGGAGGAUUGAGCAUAGACACAUUAAGAGGCUUCGGAUGCAUAUGAACAUCAAGGUAUUGUACAGGGUACCUUUCAAUGUGAAAUCGAGUCUUCUGCUGCGUUU
Messenger RNA from Durusdinium trenchii, 1024 nucleotides. Lineage: Eukaryota; Dinophyceae; Suessiales; Symbiodiniaceae. The record is from the annotation of a GenBank genome assembly.